Messenger RNA from Geosmithia morbida, 1908 nucleotides. RefSeq names its product ATP-dependent RNA helicase DDX3X. Gene Ontology annotation, cellular component: nucleus. Bases 1 to 1908 code for a protein of 635 amino acids. NCBI's taxonomy places the organism in Eukaryota, Fungi, Ascomycota, Sordariomycetes, Hypocreales, Bionectriaceae. The transcript has 5 exons. Gene Ontology annotation, molecular function: RNA binding; RNA helicase activity; ATP binding. The record is from RefSeq and is a predicted model, not a curated record.
AUGGCUGAAACCUUCGCCGAGGACAUGAAGGUCGCUCUCAGCACCGCUGUCAAGGAUCCAGCUAUGGAUUCGGGUAAAGCUGAGACCGUCAACGAUUGGACGGACCGGGGAAACGGAGACGAUCCGGUCUCCGAUGGCCAGGUCGUCAACAAUCAGGCUUCCGAGGCUUCUGCUCGUGUCUACGAGUGGGACGAAGAGUUCGGCGACGUGGGACCACGUUUGCCUGAGCUCGAAUGCGAGCUCUUUGGGGACCCUGAGAACAGGGGCCAGGCCAUUGACUUCUCCAAGAUCAGGGAAAUCGAAGUCACCCAGGAGGGUACCGAGCGGAUCGGCUACAUCGGCAAGUUUGACGAUGCUGGUCUUCACCCCGUCAUGCUCGAGAACGUGCGGCUUUCUUCGUACACGAGCCCGACUCCCAUCCAGCAGUACACCAUCCCCGCCAUUCUUCAGGGCAAGGAUGUCAUUAGCAUCGCUCAGACGGGCUCCGGAAAGACGGGCGCGUACCUCAUUCCCAUCCUGAGCAAGCUCAUGGGCAAGGCCAAGAAGCUGGCUGCCAAGCGCCCUAACCCCAAGACGUUCCGCGAAGGCCUUGAUGAUGUCAAGGCCGAACCUUUGGUUCUUAUCGUCGUCCCCACCAGGGAGCUUGCCGUCCAGGUCUUCAACGAGGCUCGCAAGUUCUGCUACCGAAGCAUGCUCCGUCCUUGCGUCGUCUAUGGCGGCUGCCCUAUCCGCGAACAGAUCAACCUCCUCGCCAAGGGCUGCGACGUCCUCAUCGGCACGCCGGGGCGUCUUCGGGACUUUGUUUUCCGUCCCCACUUGCUGACUCUGCGUCGUCUCAAGUACACAGUCAUUGACGAGGCCGAUGAGAUGCUGGGCUACGACUGGAAGGAUGAGAUGGACCCUAUUCUCGGUGGCGGUGAACAAGAUGAAGGGGCUGUCCAGUUCUGCCUCUUCUCAGCCACCUUCCCCAAGGAAGCUCGCGAUCUCGCCAGAGAGUACCUUGCCGAUUCCCACGUCCGGUUCCGUGUUGGGCGUGCAGGCAGCACUACGGGCAACAUCAAGCAGGUCAUCGUCGAGACUGACCACAGCAACAGGCGCUCCGUCCUGCUCGACCUUUUGCAGGAGAAGUCUGGCAUGCGAACCAUCAUCUUCGCCAACAGCCGCAUCGAGGUUGACAGCCUCGACGACUUUCUCUGGAACUCUCGCCUGCCAGUAGUCUCGAUCCACAGCGAGCGCUCUCAGAAGGACCGCGAGGCUGCCAUGCGUGCUUUCCGAUCUGGGAAGGCCCCGAUCCUGGUUGCCACCGGUGUCUGUGCCCGCGGUGUCGACGUCCGCAACGUCAUGCACGUCAUCAACUACGAGCUCCCCUCCAUCGACAAGGGAGGUAUCGAAGAGUAUAUCCAUCGUAUCGGCAUGUCCAGCUCACCGCUCCUUCUGAACUCAACCAUAGGGCGCACCGGACGUAUCGGCCACCACGGAACCGCCACAUCCUUCUUCACGGAGCGUGACGACGGGCUCGCGAGCGUCCUGGCUCGUACCCUGCUCGAAACGGACCAAGAGAUUCCAGGAUUCCUGCGCAGCUACCUCCCCCAGGGUAUCACUCGCGAGACUGUCAAGUUUGAAACUGAGUCUGACUUUGACCCUGCCGAGUACGAGGCUGCUGGCCUCGGUAUGGUCCAGGACGGCGCCACUGGCGACGGCGGUGCGGGUCAGGACGCCUGGGGCGCUGAUACGGGUGCUGAGUCCGCCGACGCUGGCGGAUGGGGUGCCGACACCAGCGCCGGCGGCGAUGCGGGUAUCGAUGGAUGGGGCACCGGCAAUGCCAAUACCAGCUCCGCCGACGCAGGUGGUGGCUCAUGGAGUGCUUCCACACAUCCCGUCCCCUCCGUGCCCUUUGCGGAUUGGUAG